AUGUUAGAGGAUGUACCCGUCCACGGAAGUCGGAGCGACGUCCGAACCCCCAAAGCUGCAACCCAUCAGAGAAACCUUAGUCUGGAUUUCAGACAUGUGACGGGUUCAAACGGGCCGCCUGCAGGAUGCGGACACCAAAGAAACAGAUCCCUGGACUCUGUGCUCCAGAGGAUACCAGAAGACAUGACACCUACGUCGCCAGAGGGGGCGCCACUUCGAAUUCCUAUCGAAGUGCCCGCUCCGAGAUUAGCGCUUCCCCCAGAGGUGCCCACGGGCUCAGAUGACUCCGGCAUCCACACGCCCCCAGAUGGCAAUGAUGAAGAACGCCCACAACCCCCAGCCGCUGCAAGGUCAAGAGAAAGUUUAGACUCCGGUAAUCCUGAAGAUACAGAUAAACCUCCUGAACCUCCCGAUACAAUAGAAACAUCAGUGAAAUCAGACAUUUGUGCCGCUGAAACAUCUAAAAACAAAGACUUUCUGCUCCGGUUGUUCGAAAGUAAACUGUUCGACAUGAGUAUGGCGAUCUCAUACCUGUUCAACUCCAAAGAACCGGGUGUGCAGACCUAUCUGGCAAACAAACUAUUUUCAUUCCCAUACGAAGACGUGGAUUUCUACCUGCCACAAUUAGCGACUAUGUAUAUAGAAAUGGGCGAUGUGGCGGACGUGUUGAAACCGUAUUUGGUGUUCAGGUGUAAACAAAGUGCUGAAUUUUCACUAAGACUCGCGUGGUUAUUGACUGCUUUCGGAGGUGACGCUAAGAGAUCGAGAGCAACGAAACUUAGGGAUUCCAUAUUGGCCGAGGAGAUCAGGCCAGCAGCGAGAAGAGGGCACCACAGGUCGCAGUCUGAUGCAUCUGCAUUAAGGCUUGCCACUCCUUCGGGAAGGCACCUUGGAGACCUGGCAUCUGGUCGAGCUUUCGACAAUGGAUGCCUCUGUGGUGAACAGUGUUCGUGUGGAGCACCAAGACUGGCGCCUCAAAUACAGUUUCUGACGUCACUGACGAACAUUGGCCGUCGUCUCGCCGGGGUCGCGGACAAGGAGCGUCGUAAUGGCCGUCUCAGGGCCGAACUAGCGACGCUAGACCUCAACCUCCCUGCUCGGGUGUGGUUACCUUUACACCAGAGGCCGCACUAUGUGCUCAGGAUACCACCGCAUGCUGCUGCCGUCCUGAACAGCAAAGAUAAGGCCCCAUACAUAAUGUACGUGGAAGUCUUAGAAACAGACGGUCACGAGCCCCUACCGCCUCGUCUCCUACCACCAGCGCCUCCUGCACCACACUCACCACCAAUCAGACAUACGAAGAGUGAAGAGAACCUGGUACCAGAGUGGCCAGCACUAUCCUUAUAUUCUGGAUUAGAUGAUGGAGACGCAGGCGACUGUUGGAGUCAUGAUGAUGAGGAGCUCAGUACCCAGUACUCACAUAGAGCGCCGGCACCGGAUAGCUUGUCACAGGUGUCAGCAGUAUCAGCUCUGUCGACGUCGUCGUGUGGGUCGCGCGAGUCAGUGGCCGUAGGUGCGGGCGAGGUGCGGCGCCGACUGGCCGACGCCACGGCCGCGCCGCCACCCAACGCCUUCAGACAUGAUCCCGCUGAUCCAUCCGCUACGGCGCUCAAGGAAUCGUGGGAAAGCAAAUACGCUAGAAUGCGUUCAUCAUCCCCAUACGGAGCGCUCAGUGGUUGGCGUCUACUCGGCUGUAUCGUCAAAGUAGGAGACGACUUACGUCAGGAAAUGUUGGCGGCACAACUGCUGCGAAGGCUACAAGCUGCCUGGGUCGCCGAGCGAGUGCCACUGAAGCUCAGACCAUAUGAAAUACUCUGUCUUGAUAAGGAGUGCGGUCUUAUACAACCCGUCCUGAACUCAGUAUCGCUGCAUCAGAUCAAGAAGCAAUCAGGCAAGUCUCUCCGCGCCUGGUUGGAGUUGGAACAUGGUCCUCCCAACAGUGAGGGCUUCCUCCGCGCACAGAAUAACUUCGUGGAAUCCGCGGCCGCAUAUGCCCUUACCAGCUACCUUCUGCAACUUAAGGAUAGGCAUAACGGAAAUAUCUUACUGGAUAGCACGGGCCACAUAAUCCACAUAGAUUUUGGAUUCAUAUUCUCAAUAUCACCAAAAAAUCUUGGAUUUGAGAGCUCACCAUUUAAGUUGACACAAGAGUUUGUGGACGUGAUGGAUGGCGAGAAUUCCGAUAUGUUCCAGUACUUCAAGAUUCUAAUCUUGCGCGGUCUCAUCGCGGCGCGUAAGCAUUGCGACCAGAUCAUACACGUUGUGGAACUCAUGCGCAUGGGCGGCCAGUUGUCGUGCCUGCGCAGUAGCAGCGCGGUGUCGUCGUUCCGCGCGCGCUUCCACGUGGGCCGCACGGAGCCGGCGCUGGCCGCGCUCGUGGAGCGCCUCGUGCGGGACGCGCUGCACUCGCUGUCCACGCGGCUCUACGACAACUACCAGUACUACACCAACGGCAUACUCUAG
This is a messenger RNA of Spodoptera littoralis (African cotton leafworm), 2463 nucleotides long. The record is from the annotation of a GenBank genome assembly. NCBI's taxonomy places the organism in Eukaryota, Metazoa, Arthropoda, Insecta, Lepidoptera, Noctuidae.